This is a messenger RNA of Paramecium pentaurelia, 3255 nucleotides long. The record is from the annotation of a GenBank genome assembly. Lineage: Eukaryota; Ciliophora; Oligohymenophorea; Peniculida; Parameciidae.
AUGGAAUUAUGUGAGUAAUUUAAAGAAACUGUAAAAUUAUAUUUAAAAUAUAGCUUUAAGAAUAAGAUGACAAUAGAAGAUAAACAUUGAUGUUUAGUGUAUGUAGAAAAUUGAGUAGAAUAUUGCCUUUUCCUUCAGUUAUCUCUGUGUUGUAAUAAAAACCAAAUAUAUUGAAAUAUUUACUGAUCGCCAGUCAAUUAUAUGAAAAUAGUGUAUAAAUAAUGUAAUUCUAGGUUUUAUUAUUAUUCUAUGCUUUAUAAGAUAGGUAUUAGGAAUAGUAGGAUUAUAUUAAAUUGUAUUUUGAUUGCGUUAUUAAAUGUCUUAUUAAUCAGGAGAGUAUUUUACUGAUUAUUGACUUUUUUUAGUAUAUUGUCAAACUGUGAAUGAUAAUGAUACCAAGCUACGAUGGUUUCUACUAGAGAACUCAAAAAUUUUUAUCAAUAAAAUCUAACUGACCUUUUUUGACAAUGAAAUUAUUAGUUAAAAGGUAAAUAAUUUCUUUAAGAGUUUCAUUAAAUAUAAUUCUAAUUUUGAUAUGCUUAAUUCAUGUUUCUAAUUUGCUUUAGAUAAAAGAAAUGUAUGGAUUUUAUUAAGAGAAUUGGAUUAAUAGUUUGAAAUUGAUGUUGAAGAUUGUAUCAUAUAUCAAAUAUUUAAGAAUUGGUUGCCUUAAGUUAAGUGAUGAGUUCAAAGAAUUUAGAUUAUAUAAGUGAAAAAAUAGAAUAAAAAAGAGAAGAAGCAUCAAAUUAUGGAUUAACAAAAAAAGAAUUAAAAUAAUAAAUGUUAGAAGAAUGGUUAUUUUAACCAAGUGAAGUACCUUUAUUAGUAGCUAAUCAUGCUACAGUUGAUUAAUUGAGUAGCGAAGUUUUUAAGUCUAAUAUGCUCUUAGACUUGUUUUUGUCAUUUUUAUUGUUUCCAACAAGAAAUCCUUAAGUAGUUCCAAAUGUAAAUAUAUAUUUUUCAUUUUAGAAAUUAUAUAAUUUUUAUGUAGAUCUAAAUCCUCCAGAUCCUCCUUCAUUUAGAUAGUUGAAUGUUAAUGUAUCAUAAGAAAGAAGACCUAUAAUCUAAUUUAGAGCUUUCAGAACUAUGCAAGUCAUAACUGAUAAUAGAAAUAACUUUUUGUUAACAAGAGUUAACAAGGAAUAUUAUUAGAGAGCAUAUUCAAUGCUUUAUGAAUGUCUAAAAUAAGAUUUAGUUGCUAUAACUAUUUGUCCAGAAAUUAUUAUAUAAUAUUUAUCCUUCCUUUUAUAUCAAGAACCUGAAAUGUCAACAUUCUUUCUGAUUUUUUAUAAUAUUCCUUAUAGAUUGAUGUUAUUUUUAGAUAUACCAGAAAUUUCAUAAUUUUUUACAUAACUAAUGAAUUUCCUAUAAACUCCUUAUAGUAAAGUUCAUAAUGAAUCUAAUUUAUUAAUUUGGUAAUAUUUUGAUUUCUCUAAUUUUUUUUCUGAUUUACUAAAUAUGACUAUAUUCAACUCAAAAACCAUAGAUGAUGUAAUCACUUUAAAAUCAAAUGAAUUAUAUAGACCUAAAAAUUUAGAAGAAAUAUUAAGAAGACCAGAUUUUACUCCAUUAUAAGUUGAAAAAUAAUUUCCUUAACCAGAAUAAAAGAAGGUAGCUGAAGAAAUAGAUGAAUUAGAUUAAGAUCUUGAUCACAUUUUUCAAUAUCUUCCUAAUAAAUGUUAAAAAACAGUUAAGAUUUUUGAAAAAAUGUUAGAUCAGGCAUCAAAAAAAAAAGAAAGCAAAGUUAAAUAAAGAAUGUCUUUAGCAGCUAGUCCACCUUAAUUUUUAUAGACUAAAAAUCUAAAAACUGAAGAUUAAACUCCAAUAACAUUCAGUCCUACUAGAAGAAGAACAAUUUUAGCACCUAAACUAGCAUCUAUGUUUGAUGGGAGUCUUAAGAGAUCUUUAGUUGUUAAUCCUAUUGAAUUUGAUAAUAUGCCUUAAACUACAACAAACAGUACAACAAGAAGUCAAUUACAAGCUUUAACUAACCCUAGUAAUUUGUUUGGAGUAUUGACUGAAUAAAUUUAAUUAAUCAACAAAAAGAAUACUUCAGAAAUUGUUUAGAAACCUAUGUUUUAAAGAAUGCUAGUAAAAAAACCAACUUAAAUGAUAAUGCUUCAUAGUAGAUAAUUGUCUAAUCAAUAAAGAUUAAGUUAAUAAUCAUCCUUAAUUAAUAUAACAGAAUCCUUAAAUAAAUCAAGAAUCUAAAACUCUAUUAUUUUAAAUAAGUUCACUCAUUUAGUUGGAUCUAUUAAAAGUUACGAUAUAGACAAAGAGUUUUGUAUUUAUCCACCAGAUUUGAAAGAUUAAUAGAUUGAUGAUUUCGAAAAAUUGGCAUUUGAUGAAGAAUUUCAGAAACUUUCAUUCAAAAAUGAAAAUUAUACAAAAGGAGCCUUAUAAUGUAUUUAUGAUAUCCUUCAUAUUAUUUUCACUUAAAAGAAGUUUAUAUUAUAAAAUAAUCACCAUUUUGAAAACCCAGAGUUUUAUUUAAAUAUUUUAAUUGGAGAAAACAAAUCAUUUUUUAUAGAUAUUAUAGCAAAAAACUAUUUACUGAAAUAGAAAUCAGAAGAGGAAUUCUUAUGUACAUUCAUUAUUGCAGGCAGAAUUUAUAAUUUGAUCUUGUCUUAGUACAAUCUUAAAAUGUUUUUAUUUAAUUUUCAAGAGCAUAUAAUGUUAAUAUGUAAGAUUCUUUUAACUUAAUUACUGACAUCAAAAUUAUCAAUUAGAACAAUUACAUUAUUGGAAAGUUUUACUUUGAUAUUAGAAAACACAAAAUCAUAAUUACUCUCUCAUAUUCCAAUUUCUUUCUGGCAUUUAUUAAUUGAAACGUAUUCAAUUCAUAAUUCCAAUUAAAUUUUCAUAAAUUAUUUUAGAAGAAUAUUCGUCACUACUUUCAUUUAUGGAAACUUAGUAAUUUAUAACAAAAUUCUUCUCAAAAUCAAUUUUCUUUCCUAUUUUAAAGAUAAUCCUGAAUAAAUUAAAAUGAUAUUUUUGAUAUUAUAUAUGAUGUUUAAAUUAAGACAAGAUGGCUUAAAACAAUUAAAGAGAUAAAUUACAUUAUUAUCUUCUUGGAAUGCUUUAUCAAACUGGUUCAAAAAGUAAGUAUUAUGAUUAAUUAUUUUAAGAGAUUUAUAAUGCCUUGAAUAAUUAAAGUUCUAAGAGUAUACAAAAGGACUUAGAAGUGAAGAUAUUGCUAGAAUUUAAAUAAUGAUAGAAAAUAAAGAUUCAAAAAAGAAUAAAUUUUGUAAACCUUGA